AUGACUAUCCGCAAAAAGAACCCCUCUCGCAACUACGAGACAUUCCAAGACGACCCUGACGACAGCAUCAGGCAGUCUCCUACAUCCUACCACCAAGGAGGGGACGCAGACAAGUCCCGAUCCGCUGCAGCGGAGGCUCAACGACUUGGGUCUCAAGGCUCAUGGGCUGACAACUUCACAGGCGGUACUCCCGCCACCAACAGAACCCCAGAAGCUUCAACAGUAGAUGGUGAUGAAGUGAGGGAUACCAGGUAUUCGCACCUUUCGUCGGACGAGGAUCCCUCGGAUCCACCUCCAAUCUACACUCCUUCUGCCAGCACUCAAGUUGGGUCUCAAUCGCCUGCAGCACCUGCGUCCCCUGUUGCUGCAAGAUCGACCCCCUCUUCAGUUCCUGAGCCAGUAAGCGCUCCUGCUACAGCGUCCUCUUCUUCCAAUCCGCAAUCAUGCCCAUGCCCAUCUCAAAGCAAUGAUGAAGAGGAGGGUUCAUUGGCAUCGGAAUCCGACUCGCAUAAUCGUCAUCACAGCCACGAUUGUCGCGAGCAAGAAGAAGAUACAGACUUCGAGGGCCUGCCUGUUUUCCUACAACAUCACCCACAACGGGCCCGGCUAUGGUUCCGGGGCCAUGGUAAAGGACGAGGCUGCCGCGGGCGCCGGCAGGCUAUGCGGCAAUGUGAUCGCCACAAACAUCGAGCCCGCCGAUGCAAAAGGCUAUGCUUUAUCUUCCUUGCACUUAUUGCCUGCCUAUGGCUUAUGAUUCCGGGCUUAUGUCGGUCGCUCAAGAAUGACGGACGGUAUCAGCUUCCGAGCUUUGGCUCACAACCCUCGCAGACACCAUGGCCACCGCCGAAGCGUGAACAUCGUGAACGCGAGACCUUCCGCUCGAUCACCGGCACCUACCAGCUCUAUGAUCUGCUCGAUCUUUCCACCACAGCAGGUAGCAUUACGGUUACCGUCGAAGUUCAGCCUGGAGAUAAACCAGCAGUGCUUCGUCUUUCCACGACAGCAGGCAGUGUCAAUGUGAAAAUGACUUCUGGAGGUGGUUUCUUCAAGAAACCCUACGUCUCGGACGUCGCGAAAUCGAGGACACUGGUGACGGAGAUUUCUACCACCGCUGGCAGUGUCAACGGCAACUUGGUGCAUGGCAACGGAGGAUCUACUUCCGUUUCCACUAAUGCGGGUUCUAUCUCGGUCACCAUAUUUACAGUCGGUGUCUCUGAGAUGGAUCCGCAAUCGAACAUCACUACUACCUCUAACCAUGGUAGCCAGCACAUCAAGAUUGUCCCGGACUUGGGCUCGACCGAAGCGAUUCGUGCCAUCGAAGCGAGCCACACGGUUCGUGGUAGUGGGAGUGCAGUCGUCUCGUACCCGCCUCAGUGGGAGGGUAUGGUUCAUCUUGCGGCCCACGGACACGGGAGCAUCGGCGCCAGCGGAUCUGGGCUGGAGGUCCGAAGAGAGAGCAGCCGUGAAUUGUAUGGGUACAGAGGGGCUACCCAGGGGAGAAAGGUCGAGGUUGCAGUCAUCGGCAAUGGAAGCGCGAGGUUCUCGUGCUGA
Fonsecaea pedrosoi CBS 271.37 is the source of this 1551-nucleotide messenger RNA. RefSeq lists its product as uncharacterized. Bases 1 to 1551 code for a protein of 516 amino acids. The transcript is spliced from 2 exons. The record is from RefSeq and is a predicted model, not a curated record. NCBI's taxonomy places the organism in Eukaryota, Fungi, Ascomycota, Eurotiomycetes, Chaetothyriales, Herpotrichiellaceae.